Molecule: messenger RNA, 492 nt
Organism: Leptinotarsa decemlineata (Colorado potato beetle)
Lineage: Eukaryota; Metazoa; Arthropoda; Insecta; Coleoptera; Chrysomelidae
Product: SIN3-HDAC complex-associated factor-like
Source: RefSeq, a predicted model, not a curated record
AUGCAUUUAUGGAAUCCUAAAGAGUUUUCUGACGAAGAAGGUUCAUCAGAAGAGGAUAGUGUUGAUAAAAGGACUGAAAAGGAAAAGUAUAUUUUUGUAGAUAUUGACUCAGAUCAGAGUGAAAGCUCAGAACAAUGGUUAGAACUUGUUGAUGUAGAUUCUCUUACCGACGAUAGUACAAGUAGAUAUACUAGUAGAACUGUUAGUCCAGUUAGUAAAUUUGCGGGACAGGAUGUUGAAAAGUUCGAAGGAAAAAUCACUGAAAAAUCUCUAUUGGAAAGAGAAAAUAAUAUUCUUCAUAUUAGCGAUUUUGUAGACUUGUCAUACUGGAAAGAAGAGAAAAUUUGUUGUGGAACAAUAUACAGGGGGCUGUAUGAUGAAAUUAUGGUAGACCCAAGAUUCGUGAAAGCCUGUCCAGAUCGAAUGAGUAAACUAGCCAAACGAAAUUCGAACUCACAAGAAUUGGAAGAACCUGUUAAUAAACAAAAUUGA